AUGGCCGGAGAUUUCCAGUUCAUCUCGAUCCAAGUCAACGGGCACGUCAAGGAUAAGACGAUGCAGCGUCGUCAGGCGCGCUCCCACGCAGUCAAGAAAGCGCUGGCAAGGAAACGGAAAGAGCAGCAACUUUCCCGGACCAAUUUCGUUGUAACCACAAGUGAAGACUUGAAUCUCAAUCGCAAUUGCAAUCUCGAUCAUCCAGUCGAGAUAGCAAAACCAUGUACCCACCUCUCGGGGUCCCUCGAUCCGUUCCAGGCCCUCGCAGUGGACUCAUCGAGGCUACAGGCGUUACUUGGUGAUUACAGGGCCAGGCAAGCGACCGAGCCUGUCUUCAGCCUGGCCGAGGAACUUGCCUUCCAGAGCUUUCACUCGGUCUUCCGAACGGGCUUCCACGAUCCCGCUUUGAUGAAUGCUGUGAUGCUGGCCCUGGCGUUUGCCGUCACCGGCGGUAGCCUUGAUCAGGAGUGUCUGCGAUAUCAGGGUCAAGCGAUUACCUAUAUCCGUGAGCGGAUGGAUUCAGAGGAUGAUGCUGCUUCGGAAGCGACUAUCGGGGCUAUAUUGCUGAUCGCGGGUGUAGUGGCUUGCCUUGGACUAACCAGUCAAGUCGAACUUCACAUGGGCGCAGUGCAGCAGCUCUUGAAGAUCUGCCAGAGAAAGCGCGUCUAUCUUACUCCGGGAAUCAAGCGAGCCAUAUUCUGGCAAGACCUAAAUUCCUCCCUCCUCGCCAACACCAGACGCAUAGUCAACCACACCACGUUCGCUGCCCUCCUCUGGACACGUGAUGCAUUCGUGCCAAACUUCUAUCAUCUCCCAUCAGGUUUCCAAUGUCGAUCAUACAUCCUCAAUCGAGAGUUCCGUGCAGUGCUUGAAGAUCUGCACGCACUGCAAUGCAUUCGAAAUCUUCCUCGACCGCUGCCGCAACCCGGUGCACUGGGCAUGCUCCAUAUCAAUAACCACAUCGCGUCGAUCCAAUCCCGACUCAUGGCCUUAUCGGGCCUAUCUCGCUCGCAGGAGUGCUGUCGUCUUGCCGCGUAUUUGUGUUCCAUAACUUUGUGUUGUAAGAUUUGGUGUGAGUUGGUAAUUCCGCCCCACAUCUCAUCCCAGCUCCUUUUCAAAAUCCGAGAACUGCGCGACGACGACGACGACGACGACGACAUCGAUGCCGAUCUGCUCGUCUGGCUACUCUAUAUCGGCGGCGCAUUUUCUCCCAUCGGACCAAUCCGCUCUGGUUAUUUAAACUUGCUCCUUGCCUCGUCUCCUGACUUGUCGUGGCCGGAAUUACAUCAGUGUAUGAGACAGUUCAUCUGGUCCGAUGAGGCGUUCUUAGUACCGGUCAGGGCGCUGUGGUGGGAGGUUUCACAGUAUCAUCUACAGAGUUAG
Aspergillus sclerotioniger CBS 115572 is the source of this 1383-nucleotide messenger RNA. RefSeq lists its product as uncharacterized. Bases 1 to 1383 code for a protein of 460 amino acids. The transcript is spliced from 5 exons. The record is from RefSeq and is a predicted model, not a curated record. NCBI's taxonomy places the organism in Eukaryota, Fungi, Ascomycota, Eurotiomycetes, Eurotiales, Aspergillaceae.